Perca fluviatilis (European perch) is the source of this 3995-nucleotide messenger RNA. RefSeq lists its product as uncharacterized. NCBI's taxonomy places the organism in Eukaryota, Metazoa, Chordata, Actinopteri, Perciformes, Percidae. The transcript is spliced from 8 exons. Bases 134 to 805 code for a protein of 223 amino acids. The record is from RefSeq and is a predicted model, not a curated record.
UUGUUUGGCGUACAGGAAGUGUGUGUGGCCGUGUCCAGCCUUUGCCUGCAGAAUUGAAGGAGCUAACGGCAUCUAAUUGCAGCAAGCCGCUCAGUAAUUGCAACGAAAGAAAAAAAACAUAUAACAUUGUCAAAUGUCUUCAGGUGAUAUGAAUACCGCUGUACCCAACCAUCGAAGGACCAAGCCUGGCGGUAUAAAGACUGGGGUUGUGGCCAGCGGCAUGACUGGACCGACCUCCCAGAUCCCCGGUCUGUCCCAAACGGCAGACGAAACCUCUCCGGUGGAACGGACCACCGGCCGGCGAGUUGGGAUCUUUGAGUCGGACUCGGAGUAUGUGAAGCUCGCAAAGGGAGGUGGACACAAAGGGCUGCUGAGUCAUGAUGCUGACUCUGAUGACAAACCCAUGAAGCCCUACAAUCCACCCAACUGGUUUGGUGAUGAAUUAAAGAGCGGGAGCAAACCAACCUCUCCCGACAGCAAGAUGAUGGGGGGCAUGCAGCCCCUGGCUGCACCGUUUGGCACCGAUAACGGUUCGUCCUGGGAAAGAGAUGGUAGAUUUUCCCCCAAUAAGGAGAAGAUGUCUCCUGAUGAAGUUGCCGAUGAGCUUGGUGGUCUGUCCAUGACCAACAAAUACAAGCGAACGUGUUAUGAGAAGAAGGCUCCUCCGGUCAGCAUGUCCAAGCUGCUGAGUCAUGGCUAUGUCGAGGACAAGAAGAAGUCUCCUAAUGAUGACGAUGCCUCAAGUGUGACCUCAGAUCAGACCAGCACCGUUGAGACGGAGGACAAUGGCGACGACCUGGAGUAGUGCAUACAGGUUCUGGUCUCGAGGGAAACGGGGGUCGUCCCAACACUGGUUUAUGGUUUCCACAAAUCCACGAACACACCGCUCCGCCCCUCUCGGUUUCACUCGCAUCUAUUGUACAUCCACUGACUGUUAGGUUUUGUACUCAUGUUUAUGCAAAGGUACUGCUCUUUUUAUUUAUUUGCUUUCAUCUGUAAAAAAAAGUAUUCACACAGAUUUUGUUGAGUAGAUUGUGUCCGUUGUGCUCGCGGUAUUUGUUAUCUGUGUUGUCGUUUCUCGAUUUGAAAGACGAGUUGUGCACAGGGCAGGAAACUAACGAAUGUUGGGUCCAUAGGGUUGAGUGAAAAAUAACUAUUUCCCCAGCUAGUUAGCUAGACGGCUGUGCCAGCCGAAAGCUUUUUUUUUGACUGGUGUUAGUUUCCUUCCCUGGUUGUAUGAAGAUCGAGCUAGUGAAGUUAAAAAAUGUUAGUGCUAAUGAAAUGUGGUUCCAGUGACGUGAAAUAUAAUUUGUUUUGAUCGAGGGUUCCUGCUCUCUGAAGGGAUGUUCAGAGUUUUUUUUUUUUUGUGUUUUCGACUGUGGGGGGGGGGUGGAAACAAUCAUUCGUUGAGACAGCCACCCUGCAGCUGUGACCACAUGCCAAAGUGUGUACUGAUGGCCACAGCCGCCGUGCUUUGUUUGGUUCAAGGGCCAAAGAUGAUUUUUUUUUUUGUUUUUUUUUGUAAGGUUGCUGCUCUGCAAAAGGUCUCUACUAAACCACCCACAUUUCUGUUGUUUUUGACUCCGUAAAAAUCGAACAUGCCUCGUUUUAUUGUGCAUUUUUAUGAAAGCUUUUACUCCCAAUUAUCAUAAUAAAAGCCAAUUUGGAAGAAAAAUACCUCGUGUUGAAACACUAAAUUAACUCGUGAUGUUUACACGGCUAUUUUGAACACUAUCGGGUGCUGCAAGAUCAAUUUCCUCGCCACUGUUUAUUAGGAAGUAAAUCGCUAAUAAUGCCAAGUGUUUCGAUGGCAGUCCAAGUAUCUCAGAAGCGUGCUAAUGUUCUAACUGAAUUGGGUCAACUCUACAUGUUAAAGCUCUCCAGUGUUCACUUAAUUGCGUUCUCAUUCAGCCCGGUAAACCCGAAACUCGUGCAACAACCCAUAAGUAUUCUAGGAAAUUUAAGGGGAAAUGGCCACCUUUAGCAGACUGCCAAGCUGAAAGUCCGGUCCAGUGUAUUUCCCUGUGAAGAUUAAGGCGUGAUUUAUGCUGCUGCGUUAAAUCUACGCUGUAGCUUACGGCGAAAGCUCUGCAUGGAGCCUCUGCAGAAUCAUGAAUCACGCUUAAGGCGGACAACUUUUAAAAAACAAAGUGAGUUCUGAACGUGCCAACCAAGCAGUUUUUUUUUGUCUGCUCAUGCAGUGUUUUGACUUUAUAGACAUCAGUAGGAGAACUUAGUGUUAGUGUACAGCCCGAUCACACCAAAACCCUCCAUUAAUGUCGUGUUUAUCCAUCUGAUGGGAGUUUAUUCAGUUAAGAUGAGAGAAAUGGUUACUGGUACAGCAUUGUUGCAUAUGAAAACUUUCCGUUUCUGAAGCAGUGGAAAAGCCUGCUCAUCGAGUGGUUAAGAUAUUCUAAAAACAUACUUAUAGAAUAAAGGUCUGUCUCGAAUAAAAGUCUGCCAACCAGAGACAAGGAUGUCCUCUACAUCUGCGAUAUUCAUUCUUUUAAAAACAAAAAAACUUAGAUUUUUAGAUUAGUAUUAAAAGUUCCUUUUUUUAUUAGUAGUAAUCACUCUCAGUAUUGCUAGCGACAGUAGCUAGGAAGCUCAUUGUCUCAUAAUGAGCAAAUGUCGAUUUUAGCAACAACUUAAUUAAGCUUAAUUGCUAAUCGGUUAAUACAUUCCAUCUAUUUUCUUCCACCAGUCUGCAUCCCGUUUGCGUUCAUUUGAUUGAUUCUAUCAUUAGGAUUUAUUGAUGUAUACUGCUGGAAUUUUUUGCGGAUGUUUGAUAACGAUUUUUAAGCCUCAUCCUCCCUACUGGUUUCCAUCAUACUUUGACACUUCAGUGAGUCAAUCCAGUACGAUUGUGAAACGGGUGGCAAAUGUAACUCGUGUGGUAUUAAUUAGGGCUUCAAUUUACCCUCGUUAACCUCUGCAGAAACACUUUUCAACAGAAGUGUGCCUUUUGUUUUACUGUUUACUUUGCAGAAAUCCCGAUUUUUUUUAAGUUCACACACAUACAAGUUUAGAGUGCUCACACAGUUGGCCUUACUGCUCCGAAACCACCGCAGACAAUGGGAGUCAUUAUUCCACCUCUUUGUCCCCUGCUUAUUUGUGGGGUUGCGUAUUUCGUUUGUCAGUCAGGAUAUCUCAAAAAAAAGGUAAUAGAUUUCAUUCCUGUGACAUUUCUAGACAGUUCAGCCUUGAGUCAUUUAACAGUUAUAUAAUUUCUUCGCCGUAACGGUGAACCUGCACAGUGACAGUAAAAUCCUAAUCCUACAGGGACAUUUGUCGGGCGGAGAAAAUGCUCUUAAAAAUGAAAAGACGAGGAAUGAAUUAUUUGGGCGUAUAACAGCAAGAUUAAAGCUCUGAGUCUGUUCCCGUAAAUCCAACACGUUCAUCACCUUGCGUCUCAGAAAUGAUGCAGCAGUAACAGACUUGUUUGUUUGUUUGUCACUUUGUUUCCAACACUAUAUAUUUACGCAAUGAUGAUGCAUAAUUGAUCUGUAUGUGGUAUUAAACGUUGUCAAGUGUUCAAAACUAGACGCACUGGAUUUUAUUUUGCAGUAGACGAAAUGGCGAAUGUAUCAUCUUCUUUUGAUAUGGUUUGCUUUGAAGAAGGUUUAUUUGUAUGAACUGUUUAAAUAUAGGUAUCAUUAUAUUCAGGUAUAGUAUUUACAGUUAAAAAAUAGUUUUUGGUCACGUUGCUUCCUCUUCUCCCAGUGUGAGUUGGUGGCGUAUCCGUUUACAAACCAAUAGCGGGAACCUUUAGUGGCUUAACUCUGGCAAAGUCCUCCAUGAAGUGGUAUUAUUUCAUUUUUUUGUAAAUGAAAAUGUACCGGAAGAGACUGAAGAAGGAAGCUUUAAACGGAAGAUCCCUCAAGUGUUUGUAGUGAGGGGAAAUCCACCUAACGACUCAAUGUAAGACCCCGCUUAUCCUGAUGACUGCACACAAAACUCUCAAUUAUCCUUCAAUAAAUGGGCAUGUGCAUGUA